AUGAGCAAAACCUCACCACCAAACGGCCCACCACCACAGAAAAAAGCCCGGACAACAAAGCAUCCAUUCGGGAAUCCAUUCUACGCAAGACUUACCAAGUUUUUGUUGGGAUCGAAAGAGGAGGCGAUCGAGGGAAUAAAGAAAUGCUGUGAAGAGAUUGCUGAUUAUAAAAAGGCUCAUCCAGAAGAAAGUUUGUGUGAUUCGGGCGAUGAAAUCGGAGAUGCGACAAACAACAGAUCGAACACGCAAACGAAGAAAAUGUUUGCUGGGACAAGCCAGGAAAGACUCCGUUUGAAGCAAUUGGAAGUGAUUCCCGAGCGAUCGUUGAAGAAAACCCCGAUGAGUCGAUCAGUGGGUUCUCUACCCGAACCAAAAGACGAAUCGUCGAGAUCGGCCGAGAAUUCGGACGAUUCCGACAGUGAAACACUGACGAUAAAUGAAAGAAGUGAAAGGAAAUGCGUCUCAUGCUCGAUUUCGAAAUUCUCCCCAUACGAUCAAUUGUUGCAAUGUCACACGUGUAAAGAGCACAUGCACAUGAAAUGCAACAAGCCCGAGAUCACGAAAGAGCAAUCGAAAGAUCCACGAUUUCAUUUCAUUUGCAGUGAAUGCUUGGCGAAUGAGGUGGAAAAGCGGUCAGCCCCCGAUAAUUCGAAAUCCGAGUCGUUGAAGGUGCAAAAGAUGCCUCCGAUGCCAACUCCAGCUUCUCGUGUCCCUGUCGACUUUAAUCAGAAAUUGGCUGAGUUUAAAGCAAAGAAAAAUCUUCUCGGCAACAACAGUAAAAGUGCUACAAUUCUACUUAAAAAG
Messenger RNA from Mesorhabditis belari, 804 nucleotides. NCBI's taxonomy places the organism in Eukaryota, Metazoa, Nematoda, Chromadorea, Rhabditida, Rhabditidae. The record is from the annotation of a GenBank genome assembly.